AUGUUUUGAGGGCAAUGAAUUUCGUUUGAUAAGUAGUAUGAUUACCUAAUUUACAUUUUACCGAAAAUUGGUGCUAUAUCUUCAUGAAUUACUCAGUGUGCAAUUACUUGGAAGACAGUUAUGAAAAAAGUGUCUGAUUAUUUUAACUAUGGGCGUUGAAUAAUUCGUACAGAACUUCCCAAUGUGUGAACAGGGCUUGGUGUAUACAGGUUAUAAAUGGAAUCUAUCGACAAUGGCGUCGUGAAGAUAGAACAGACAUGUUUUAUUACUGAAGACACUUCCAGUCCUUUGUCUCCCUCGUGUUUUUCGAACCUGACGGCAGACGAAGAUGACAGCAAUGUGGACGUGGAUAAGUUGAUCGCUGCAGUGCAAAUUCGACCCUGCCUGUGGAACAAAUAUGAUCCAAAUUUCCAGAACCGCGCAGUGAGAACAAAAUUAUGGGAGCAGAUUUUCGUAGAGAUAUAUCCACAUUGGGCAACGUUCAGUGGUACAGACAAAAAACUCAAGGGAGGCGAACUUCAAAAGAAAUGGAGAAACCUCAGGGAUUCUUUCUUCAGAGAACUAACCAUGAGAAGAAAAUAUGCGUCAGGUCUUGUCAAGAAAAAAAAAAGACCUUACAUUCAUGGCGAAGCACUUUCGUUUUUGGCCUCGCAACAAUCUUCGAGAAAACCUAUUAGAAGAAUUGCCUCGACAACCGCCGUCAACAGAAUCAAACCCACCGUUGUCAAUACCAGAAUACAAAGAACCGCCAAUUCCGAAGAGUACACCAAUCCAUCUGAUGAAGAAGACAGUACUGGGAAGAAGUCGGAUACUAAAAGAAUCGAGGACCAUUUUCGAAGAAAAUCAAGAAUGAACCAUAGAGAAUUUGACGGAGCAUGUUCCAAAUUCGUCGAGAGAAAAUACGACGAAGACGUUUCUUUUUGCGAGAUGCUCAUACCAAUGCUGAAAAAUCUGUCUAAACAACAGAAACAUUUCGCUAGAAUUGAGAUUCUCAACGUGCUCAAUAUAGCAAAUAACAUGGACUCAUAGGAGCCGUGAAUGGCGGUAAACUCGGGAAAUCUACAUUCACGCUCAAAAUCUGUGUCCAUGAUUUUGGCGAUAAGUGCGCGGGUGGAAUUAAUAGGUCGUCUGAAACAUUAUGCCUGAGUUUCCAGGUGAAUAUAAAAAACGAAAGAAAAAGUUAGUAGUCUAUGGUCGAAAGUCGAUAUCUUCUUUUUGACGUAAUCGAUCGAGCAAGAACAAUGGUGCCAUCUACAUCAGAAGGCAAAUUCUUACGCGAUCUCACAAUUUCAAUAGCAAAGAUCAAUACUUCAAUAUCGCGUCAUAAAGCAUGAAUUCAUGGACUUUGUCUGAUAAUUCUAUCGCAAUAAAAUGGUUAUACCUAACUAUGAAAACUUCAUUAUAGUAUUUAUCACAGGAGUAGUUACAAACUAUGAAGACGGUUGAUUCUGUUGAUUAUAAUUGCUUCUUCUUCUUUCAACUUAUUAUCUUGUAUCCUCAAAAUUUUUCCGAUUUUAUAGGUUAGAAAUCGA
This is a messenger RNA of Coccinella septempunctata (seven-spotted ladybird), 1532 nucleotides long. RefSeq lists its product as uncharacterized. Gene Ontology annotation, molecular function: DNA binding. The coding region runs from base 217 to 1029 and encodes 270 amino acids. Gene Ontology annotation, cellular component: nucleus; transcription regulator complex. Lineage: Eukaryota; Metazoa; Arthropoda; Insecta; Coleoptera; Coccinellidae. The transcript is spliced from 3 exons. The record is from RefSeq and is a predicted model, not a curated record. Gene Ontology annotation, biological process: regulation of transcription by RNA polymerase II.